Molecule: messenger RNA, 2209 nt
Organism: Saccoglossus kowalevskii
Lineage: Eukaryota; Metazoa; Hemichordata; Enteropneusta; Harrimaniidae
Product: eukaryotic translation initiation factor 3 subunit L
Biological process (GO): translational initiation
Cellular component (GO): cytoplasm; eukaryotic translation initiation factor 3 complex
Molecular function (GO): translation initiation factor activity; protein binding
Source: RefSeq, a predicted model, not a curated record
AUAUUGAAUCGAAGAAAGACGGCGUGUUUUUAUGAUUGACUUCUGAAAACUGCCGAAAUGUACAAUCAACCUGAAGAAUUCGUCGAGGCGGCUGCCGGUACUGAGUAUGAUCCUUACUCGUAUUCCGGUUAUGCACAACAAGAAGGUGAUUUUGAAAUGCAUACAGGUGAUCCACGACAAGACUUAGCGUAUGAACGUCAGUAUGAACAGACCGUACCAUCGUAUAUUAUACCUGAAGUUAUCAAGAACUUCAUCCACUUCUUCCAUAAAUGCAUCAAUGAAGGCAAUUUAUUUGAAGUGAAUAACCUCUAUGAGAGCAGUUUCAAUAAGUUAACAGAGAGAUUUUUCAAGAAUUCACCAUGGCCUGAAGCUGAACAUGUAGCUCCCGUCGUAGACCGAGACCCAUUGUUUGUAAUCCUGUACAAGGAGUUGUAUUACCGACAUAUUUAUGCUAAAGUUACCGGUGGUCCAACUCAAGAACAAAGAUUUGAAUCGUAUUACAAUUAUUGUAAUCUCUUCAACUAUAUUCUCAAUGCUGAUGGACCAGUACCUUUGGAGUUACCAAAUCAAUGGCUAUGGGACAUCAUUGAUGAAUUUAUUUAUCAGUUUCAGUCAUUCAGCCAGUAUAGAAGUAAACUCAUCAAGAAGUCAGAAGAUGAGAUAAAUGUUUUAAGACAGAGUCCUAAGAUAUGGAAUGUACACAGUGUUCUGAAUGUCUUGCAUUCAUUGGUCGAUAAAUCUAAUAUCAAUCAGCAGUUGGAAGUCUAUGCUAGUGAAGGUGAUCCAGAUAGUGUUGCCGGGGAGUUUGGACGUCAUCCUCUCUACAAAAUGCUUGGUUACUUCAGUUUGAUUGGUUUGUUACGUCUACAUUCACUUCUUGGUGAUUAUUACCAAGGCAUCAAAGUACUGGAAAAUAUUGAACUCAACAAGAAGAGUGUUUAUUCCCGUGUACCAGCAUGUCAGAUUACCACGUACUAUUACGUUGGAUUUGCAUACAUGAUGAUGAGACGCUACCAAGACGCUAUCAGAAGCUUUGCUAAUAUAUUGCUGUAUAUUCAGAGAACUAAACAGAUGUUCCAGACAAAGUCAUACCAGUAUGACAUGAUAAUGAAAAUGAAUGAUCAGAUGUAUACACUGUUAACGAUCUGUUUGACCUUGCAUCCGAUGCGAAUCGAUGAAAGCGUACAUUCGCAGUUACGUGAGAAAUGUGGCGAUAAAAUGUUACGAAUGCAGAAAGGGGACAGACAAGUUUUUGAAGACUGUUUCUCAUUUGCAUGUCCAAAGUUUAUUUCUCCGGUUGCUCCCAACUAUGACGCUCCGCGCAACAAUCUACAAAAGCAACCAUUCACGUUACAACUCAAGGUAUUCAUGGAAGAAGUCAAUCAACAGAUUAUGAUCCCAACAAUUAGAAGUUUUCUGAAGUUAUAUACCACAAUGCCGAUUUCAAAACUAGCUACAUUUCUAGAAUUGAAUGAUGAUGAUUUCCGAAAUCAUUUGUUAUGUUUCAAGCACAAGAUGAAGAAUCUUGUAUGGACGAAAGGUACAAGUGGUUUGGAAGGGGAAUUCCAGUCAGCAUCUGAAGUAGACUUCUACAUUGAUCAGGACAUGAUUCAUAUAGCAGACACUAAAGUUGCUCGUCGCUAUGGUGAUUUCUUUAUCAGACAGAUUCAUAAAUUUGAGGAGUUGCGACAUAACCUGAAGAAAGGCACCAGUUCUUCUUAAAUGAAGUCUUCAGACAAGACAGCAUUGUGUAGUUGCAUGAAUACCCUAAAACACUGUUGUUGCCAGAAACAUGUAUGCUUUGAUGAAUUCCAGUGCCUAAAGAACCCUAUUGACAUUUUCACCAAUAUAAAAUCGUACCAAACUCAAAAAAUGUUUCUCAUAAAAAAAAUAUUAGCUUACAAAUUUCAUUGCAUGCCCCUGACAAUCAGAGUGUGAAACCCCUCUGUAUAGAACAUUGGGAAGUAUUUUUGCAUUUCAGUGUUUUUUCAAAAUUUGUUUGCAACAAACUGGAAGAUAUUUAUAUGCAUAUAUCUUGAAAAGACAAUGACUGAAUUUAUCCAAAAUUUGAACUUAUUCAUUUCACUCAUUAAUUGGUUAUUAAUGAAAUGUAUGCACAUAUAAAAUCUAUCGUCAUGUAACCAUGGUAACCAAGAAUGUUGUAUUAGGAUCUGUAGUACAUAAAUAAAUGCAUCUCACAAUGUUAGUU